Molecule: messenger RNA, 1459 nt
Organism: Triplophysa rosa
Lineage: Eukaryota; Metazoa; Chordata; Actinopteri; Cypriniformes; Nemacheilidae
Product: E3 ubiquitin-protein ligase RNF19B-like
Exons: 6
Coding region: 93-1070 (325 amino acids)
Molecular function (GO): zinc ion binding; protein binding
Source: RefSeq, a predicted model, not a curated record
AAAGCAAAGCGUUUUAGUUUUCCGUGUUAAUGCAGCUGUGAUCAUUUGAGUUUUUCUAUCAGUCAGAAAAGUAUUGCUUGACUAUAACCAGAAUGGCCUUUCAAGUCCGUGUCAAGCUUAAUAGAACAACAAUUAAAACACUGUCAGUUGCAACAUCAGAAGAAGAAUUUCUGAGAACCACAACGAAGGACCUGAAAGAAAAAGCAUUACAUAUUUUCCCUGGAGUAAGUGAUGUUAACAGACUGAGGAUGUUUUUUGGACAAUUAAAUCUCGAAGACGAUAAAACACUUGAAUUUUACAAGAUAAAACAUUUUUCUGUUGUUCACAUCGUUUUGAAAAUGCCUGGUAAGCCUGAAAACAGGAAGAAAUUCACUCCAUUUGACGAAGGCAUCAAACUGGUGACAAAGCCCAGUGAUUUAGAUGAAUCUGACAAUGACCAAGACGUUUUAAGAGCUGAGCUAUCUUGCGGCCAUGUCACAGGUCCCGAGUCUCUGAUGGAUUGUUGUAAAGCUCAACUGAAUGAGGGAAAGAUGGAACUGAUGUGUCCGUUGUGCGACAGAGAAUGGCCAUAUGAUGAAGUUCGAUGCCUGGCCAAACUUUCACUUGAGGAGCAAAAAUAUUUUGAGGAUUUGCUUGCGACAAAUACAGUCAAUAAUAUUGCUGACUGCAAAGACUGUCCUGGUUGUGGAUUCUUUAUUGAAAGGGAGCAGACUUCCAAUCUCUGUGUAACAUGCUUAUCUUGCACAGCAAGGACUGGUAAACUCUAUGAAUUCUGCUGGCAGUGUGAGAGAGAGUGGAAAGGACCUCGACCUCGUGCUGACCAGUGUGAUAAUGUGGGUUGUAACAGUGAUGAACUGGAUCUGCUAAGAGAAUGUCCAGAAAUUACAAUAAGAAAUGUCUUGUGUCCACAUAUUCGUGCCUGUCCAAACUGUAGUGUGCUAAUUGAACACACUACAGAGGGAUGUAAUAACAUGACAUGCCAAAUGUGUUCGCACACGUUUUGCUUUGUCUGUUUAAAUCGUGUGUGUGUAUCUGCCAACUGCACAGCUGCACCAAGGCAAAUUCCAUAAAGUUGUGUGUUGUGUAAGGUUUUAAGUGUGUUUCCAAUUCAAAUAAUGCUUUAUAAUGUGCUGUUUUAACACAUUACACUUGAUCAAUCUUUAACUUACCUUUGUAAAUGAAUAAACAAACAAACAAAAAUCUAAAAUCUCUCCCUAUAGUCUAAAUGGUAUUCUUAAAUUCAACUUCAUUGUUGGGUCAUUUGGAUUAUUGUGAAUUACAUGAAUAGAUCAUUUUUGAAUAUACUACAAAAUACUAUAUUUUCUAUAUUACUGUACAUGGAACUCAUUGCCUAAAUUUUAAAAUGUAUUUAGUAUGUUUCUGUCCUUAUGCACUAAAACUAUCAGGCUAUUUCAGGUCAUUCUAUUGUCUGUCAAUAAAAUGCUGAUUUAACAUUUUA